This is a messenger RNA of Arabidopsis arenosa, 1159 nucleotides long. Lineage: Eukaryota; Viridiplantae; Streptophyta; Magnoliopsida; Brassicales; Brassicaceae. The record is from the annotation of a GenBank genome assembly.
GAACUUGUUUCUGGUUCAUCUCUCAAAACCAAAAUCACUAGAGAACCAAAUUUGUUGAUAAAACCUCAAAAAUCAAUGGCUGAUAGGAUUAAAGGUCCAUGGAGUCCUGAAGAAGACGAGCAGCUUCGUAGGCUUGUUGUUAAAUACGGUCCGAGAAACUGGACGGUGAUUAGCAAAUCUAUUCCCGGUAGAUCGGGAAAAUCGUGUCGUUUACGUUGGUGCAACCAGCUUUCGCCGCAAGUUGAGCACCGGCCGUUUUCGGCGGAGGAAGACGAGACGAUCGCGCGUGCUCACGCUCAGUUCGGUAAUAAAUGGGCGACGAUUGCUCGUCUUCUCAACGGUCGUACGGACAACGCCGUGAAGAAUCACUGGAACUCGACGCUCAAGAGGAAAUGCGGUGGUUACGACCAUCGGGGUUUCGAUGGUUCGGAGGAUCAUCGGCCGGUUAAGAGAUCGGUGAGUGCUGGAUCUCCUCCUGUUGUUACUGGGCUUUAUAUGAGCCCAGGAAGCCCAACCGGAUCUGACGUCAGUGAUUCAAGUACAAUUCCGAUAUUACCCUCUGUUGAGCUUUUCAAGCCGGUGCCUAGACCUGGUGCUGUUGUGUUACCGCUUCCCAUUGAAACGUCGUCGUCUUCUGCUGAUCCACCGACUUCGUUAAGUUUGUCACUUCCUGGUGCUGACGUAAGCGAGGAGUCAAACCGUAGCCAUGAGUCAACGAAUAUCAACAACACCACUUCGAGCCGCCACAACCAUAACAACACGGUGUCGUUUUUGCCUUUUAGUGGUGGGUUUAGAGGUGCGAUUGAGGAUAUGGGGAAGUCUUUUCCCGGUAACGGCGGCGAGUUUAUGGCGGUGGUGCAAGAGAUGAUUAAGGCGGAAGUGAGGAGUUACAUGACGGAGAUGCAGAGAAACAAUGGUGGUGGAUUCGUCGGAGGAUUCAAGGAUAAUGGCAUGAUUCCGAUGAGUCAAAUUGGAGUUGGGAGAAUCGAGUAGAGAGAGUGAGAUUUUUAGGAAACUGUUUAAAUCGCGUCAUGGAUGGACAUGGAGAAGAAGAAGAAAAAUGCUCUGUUUUUUUCUCCUUUGGAUUAGGCAUAAGAAUUUUGGGUUUUAAGGGAAUGUAUAGAGGAAAUCGAGUGAACAACAAAGCUCGAAAUAUGGG